Molecule: messenger RNA, 4416 nt
Organism: Ixodes scapularis (black-legged tick)
Lineage: Eukaryota; Metazoa; Arthropoda; Arachnida; Ixodida; Ixodidae
Gene: Sec24CD
Product: protein transport protein Sec24C
Exons: 23
Coding region: 142-3747 (1201 amino acids)
Biological process (GO): COPII-coated vesicle cargo loading; intracellular protein transport; endoplasmic reticulum to Golgi vesicle-mediated transport
Cellular component (GO): COPII vesicle coat; endoplasmic reticulum exit site
Molecular function (GO): SNARE binding; zinc ion binding
Source: RefSeq, a predicted model, not a curated record
GCCGAUUUUGCGCAUGCGUAAACUGCGUUGCUUUUCGUGGUUGCGUGGCAUGUCGCUGGGAUUCUGCUCGCCGAUGACGAAAAAAUAACCGGGACCAAUUCUAAACAGCGUUGAAUCAACAAAUUUCCACCCCACCACAGCAUGAACCCGCAGCUGCGACCAGCGGGGGGGCAGCCCUUUGGCGAGCCCCACGUGCAGCCCCACUUGCCCCCCCUCUUUUCGGGGGCGCAUCCCGACCAGAACCCGGCCGCCCCCAAGACGUACAACGGGCACGAUGGCUUCAGUGCAGGUGCCGGCAACGUUGCUGGCUUCACUCAGGGGCCCUUUCCCCAGCAGAACAAGGGAGGCUUGCCAAACGGGCAGCCACCCCAAAUGUUGGCCAGGCAUCCCGUCCAGGGUGGACCACAGGGGCCUGGGCAUGCACAAGGCCCCACACUCGCACCAGUGCAGGGGGGAUUGCAUACACCCCUAGGGCCUAUGCAAGGGCCAAUGCUCGUGCCAGGACAACCGCCCUUGCAUGGACAUGCAGCAGCCCCUGGGAUGGCCCCACCUACUAGCCAGGCCCAAGGAGGUCCUAUGCAUGACCAGCUUGCAGGUCAAAUGGGAGGCCUGAGCCUGUCACAGAGACCCCACAUUCCCCAAGGGCCGUUGGGACCCUCCAGGGUAUCAGGAACAAAUCAACCCCCUGGCCCGCAGCAAGCCGCCCCCCAGUUCCAGCGGUAUCCUCCAGGACCCCCUUCUUUUGGAGGAGCACCGCCACAGCAACAGCAACAGCCAUACUACGGGGGCCCACCACCGGCUUCCUCACAAGGACCACCUCUGGGACCUUCCCAAGGACCUCCUCAAGGGUCUUUUCAAGGCAGUCCACAAGGACCUCCUCAGGGGCUUCCCCAGGGACCUCCCCAGGGACCUUCCCAAGGACAUCCCCAAGGACAUCCCCAAGGACCUCCCCAGGGACCUCCCCACGGGCCUCCCCAGGGGCCUCCUCAAGGGUCUCUUCAGAGUCCACCGCAAGGUUUUUCCCAGGGGCACCCUCAAGGCCUUCCACAAGGACAUCUCCAGGGUCCUCACCAGGGUUUUCCCCAGGGCCCUCUGCACGGACCACCACAAGGAAUACCUCAUGGACCACCUCAUGGUCCACCUCAAGGCCUUUCUCAUGGACCCCCACAAGGCAUGCCACAUGGGCCCCCACAUGGUCCCCCCCAUGGCCACUCCCAGGGACCCCCUCCUGGGGCUCCCUACCCUCAGGCCAAUGGUCCCGGCAGCCUGGGUCCUGGCAUGGGCUAUGGAGGUGCACCCCAAGGCUACGGGGGUCCUCAAAUGGGCCACGGGGCACAGCCCCCUCAACCGCAGCAGGCACAGCGCAAGCUUGACCCCGACCAGAUGCCCAGUCCGAUCCAAGUGAUAGAAGAUGAUCGCAAGGCACGUGGGGGUCCAUUCUACACCAGCAAGCGGGGCCUCGUGCCCCCUCUGGUAACCACCGAUUUCGUGGUGCACGACGAAGGGAUCUGCAGCCCUCGGUUUGUGCGCUCUACAGUGUACAGUGUCCCCUGCAAUCCUGACGUCUUGCGUCAGACGGCUGUACCCUUCGCUCUCUGCAUCAGCCCCUUUGCCCGACUGGCACCCGGCGAGAGUGAACUCCCCCUGAGCGACUUUGGGGAGGAAGGCCCUGUCCGGUGCAACCGGUGUAAGGCCUACAUGUGCCCACUGAUGCAGUUCAUUGAUGGGGGUAGGCGCUUCCAAUGUGUCUUCUGCAAGGGCACCACUGAAGUGCCUGCUCACUACUUCGCCCAUCUGGACCACUUGGGACAGCGGUCGGACAAGUUCCAGCGCCCGGAGCUCUGCCUCGGUUCGUACGAGGUGGUGGCCACCAGGGAGUACUGCAAGAACUCUGUGUUCCCGAACCCUCCAGCCUUUCUAUUUCUUCUGGACGUGUCGUACAACAGCGUGCGCAACGGCCUCGUACGACUCUUCUGCACGCACAUCCGCAGCAUUCUGGAUGAGCUCCCCAAAGAGGAAGGCCAGGACCGUUCCAGGGUUCGCGUGGGCUUCAUCACGUACAGCAGCGUGGUCCACUUCUACAACAUCAAGUCCAGCCUUGCCCAGCCCCAGAUGCUGGUGGUUCCAGACGUGCACGACAUGUUCGUGCCCCUGCUGGACGGCUGCCUCGUCUCAGUGGAGGAGGCUGCCAGCACCGUGGACAGCUUGCUGGAGCAGAUCCCGGGCCUGUUUGCAGACACUCGAGAAACGGACACAGUUCUGGGAUCUGCCAUUCAAGCUGGCUUAGAGGCUCUCAAGGCCGCAGAGUGUGCAGGCAAGCUGUUUGUGUUCCACACGAGCCUGCCGAUUGCGGACGCGCCGGGAAAGCUGAAGAACAGAGACGACCGCAAGCUUCUCAGCACCGACAAGGAGAAGACGAUCCUGACUCCCCAGUCGCCGUUCUACAACCAGCUGGGCCAGGAGUGCGUGGCGGCCGGCUGCUGCGUGGAUCUGUUCCUGUUCCACAAUGCAUACGUGGACAUCGCCACCAUCGGCCAGGUGGCGAAAAUGACAGGCGGUCAGGUGUACAAGUACACCUACUUCCAGAACACACAGAAUGCACAGGACAAAACAAUAAGGGAAAGUAGCACCCAGCUGCUUCAGGAGGACGUGGAGGGCAGCCGCUUCCUGGAGGACCUCCGGCGGGACGUUUCGCAGCCCGUGGCCUUUGACGCAGUGAUGCGGGUGCGCACGAGCACGGGCAUCCGCCCCACGGACUUUUACGGAAACUACUACAUGGCCAACACGACGGACGUCGAGCUGGCAGCCCUGGACUGCAACAAGUGCAUCGCCGUUGAGAUCAAGUAUGACGACAAGCUGGUGGAGGAGGAGGGGGCGUACGUGCAAGUGGCCCUGCUGUACACAACGUGCGGCGGCCAGCGCCGCUUGCGGCUGCACAACCUCUCGCUGGCCACCUGUGUCCAGAUGGCCGACAUGUACCGCAACUGUGACCUCGACACCAUGGUCAACUUCCUGGCAAAGCAGGGAGUGCGCCACCUGCUGGAGCAGGGACCCCGCCAGGUGAAGGAAGGCUGCGUGUCGAAGGCCGCCCAGAUGCUGGCGGCCUACCGCAAGCACUGCGCCAGCCCGUCCUCUUCGGGACAGCUCAUUCUGCCGGAGUGCAUGAAGCUGCUGCCCCUCUAUCUCAACUGCCUACUCAAGAGCGACGCCCUGUCUGGAGGGCCCGAGUUGACGACGGACGACCGCAGCUUUGCCAUGCUGUCCCUGUGUAGCAUGGACGUGGCCAGUACCGUGGCCUACUUCUAUCCGAGACUGCUGCCGCUGCACGACGUGGACGUGGACGCCGUAGACCUUCCCGUGGCUCUCCGCUGCACUGCCGAGAAAGUCAGGGAGGAUGGUGUCUAUCUUCUAGAAAAUGGAAUCCACAUGUUCAUGUGGAUAGGAAUGGCCGUGGACCCAGACUUUUUGCAGAAUGUGUUUGCACAACCUGUGGCUGCAAGGAUAGACAUUGACAAGACUGCCUUGCUAGAACUAAAUACGCCCAUCUCAAGGCGGGUACGGGACAUUGUGGCGAGGGUGCGAGCUGAGAGGCAACGCUGUAUGAGGCUGACGCUGGUGCGCCAGGGAGACAAGAUGGAGCUGGUAUUCCGGCAGUUCCUGGUGGAGGACCGGCACGGGGAGGCGAGUCCCUCGUACGUGGACUUCCUGUGCCACCUCCACAAGGAGAUCCGCAACCUGCUCAGCUGAGGGAAGGGCCCGCUCACCGACCGCCCCCAACACAGUACAUCCUCGAGGCGCCCACGCUGCGACGUCGAGGAAAAGCGAAGAGAGGCCGCCCACCCCCCCUACCCCUCCCCUCUUCUAAGGAAACAAAAACCAUUCUUUUACUCGGUAGUAAAGUGUACCGAGCUGGCCGUUUGCAACGCUGCUUAGCAACAUGUGCCUUGGAGCAUACCUUCACUUUACGUCUGGUUUCGUAGAAACAUUUAAAUUUGGGCGGGGUGAUCAGGUAUAUCUUUUUUUUUUUUUCUAACUAGACAGCUGCUUUUCAUCUAAAGUUUCCUUCUCUCUCUUUUCCUGGACAUCUUGUUGUGUAUCAUAAAACAGUUUAGUUUCUCCCCGCAUUCUGUGCACUUUUUUGUUUGGCCCUCGGUGCUUCUGCAUAGGGCUGCUAACUUUUAGUGCCAGGAACACUUAUAAAAUGUUUGGUUGCUUUUGCGACUUGUGCUCUCUGCGCCCAAGCUUGAGAGGUUCGGCCCGUGUACGGGGGACGGACGUGCCGAGGUUGCUGGGCCCGGAUGAAGCGAAGGUUGAUUGACAGCCGUCAACGGUUCUAGGUCCGCCUUGACUGGAAGAGUCCCUUUUUGCAGAGUCGGAGGUGUCAGCUGUUUACAAAUAAAGCCUUUGAAUCUAUUA